UGGGACGCCGCGCUCCGCCCGGAGGAGCCGCUGGCGGAGCGCGCGCAGAGACGGCGGCCCGGAGCCCCCCGCCCGGAGGCCCAGUCUCCCGCCCCGGCCCUGAGCCACCCUUGGACUCGGUGGCGGCUGGCAGUCACCCGGCGCGCACGGCCGGCGAAUGGGGCGAUGGCUCGGCUCUCGGGACGCGAGGAGCCCCCGGGCCGGGAGCCCGCAGGCCACGGUCGCGGCGGGCGGGGCGGGGCCCGGGGCGCGGCCCGCGCCCGGCAGGUCAUCAUCAACGUGGGCGGGUGCCGCGUGCGCCUGGCCUGGGCCGCGCUGGCGCGCUGCCCCCUGGCGCGCCUCGAGCGCCUGCGCGCCUGCCGCGGCCGCGACGAGCUGCUCCGCGUGUGCGACGACUACGACGCCAGCCGCGACGAGUUCUUCUUCGACCGCAGCCCGUGCGCCUUCCGCGCCAUCGCCGCGCUGCUGCGCGCCGGGAAGCUGCGGCUGCUGCGCGGGCCGUGCGCGCUGGCCUUCCGCGACGAGCUGGCCUACUGGGGCAUCGACGAGGCGCGGCUGGAGCGCUGCUGCCUGCGCCGCCUGCGCCGCCGCGAGGAGGAGGCGGCCGAGGCGCGCGCGGGGCCGCCGGGGCGCCCGGGGCCGCCCGAGCCCGGCGCCGGGGGCCGCCCCGCGCGCGGCCGGGGCCCGGGGCGCCUGGAGCGCGGCCGCCGCCGGCUCCGCGACGUGGUGGACAACCCGCACUCGGGGCUGGCGGGCAAGCUCUUCGCGUACGUCUCCGUGGCCUUCGUGGCCGUCACGGCGGUGGGCCUCUGCCUGAGCACCAUGCCGGACAUCCGCGCGGAGGAGGAGCGGGGCGAGUGCUCCGCCAAGUGCCGCAACCUUUUCGUGCUGGAGACGGUGUGCGUGGCCUGGUUCUCCUUCGAGUUCCUGCUGCGCUCGCUGCAAGCCGAGAGCAAGUGCGCCUUCCUGCGGACGCCGCUCAACAUCCUGGACGUGCUGGCCAUCCUGCCCUUCUACGUGUCGCUGCUGGCGGGGCUGGCGGCAGGCCCGGCGGGCAGCAAGCUGCUGGAGCGCGCGGGGCUGGCGCUGCGGCUGCUGCGGGCGCUGCGCGUGCUCUACGUGCUGCGCCUGGCGCGCCACUCGCUGGGGCUGCGCUCGCUGGGGCUCACCGUGCGCCGCUGCGCGCGCGAGUGCGGGCUGCUGCUGCUCUUCCUCGGCGUGGCCGUGGCGCUCUUCGCGCCGCUCGUGCACCUGGCCGAGCGCGAGCUGGGCGCGCGCCGCGACUUCUCCAGCGUGCCGGCCAGCUACUGGUGGGCCGUCAUCUCCAUGACCACCGUGGGCUACGGCGACAUGGUGCCCCGCAGCCUGCCCGGGCAGGUGGUGGCGCUGAGCAGCAUCCUCAGCGGCAUCUUGCUCCUGGCCUUCCCGGUCACCUCCAUCUUCCACACCUUCUCACGCUCCUACUCGGAGCUCAAGGAGCAGCAGCACCGUGGCGCCCGGGCCGAGCCAGCCCCACGAGAGGACGAAGCCCGGGGCCUCCCCGGGCCUGGGCCUGGCGGGGAGCCCGGCGUGAGGUCGCCCUCCGGGCGCCGAGGUGGCCUGGGGAGGCCUUGA
Messenger RNA from Perognathus longimembris pacificus (Pacific pocket mouse), 1614 nucleotides. It is a transcript of the gene Kcng2, whose product is annotated as potassium voltage-gated channel modifier subfamily G member 2. Gene Ontology annotation, molecular function: voltage-gated potassium channel activity. Bases 166 to 1614 code for a protein of 482 amino acids. Gene Ontology annotation, cellular component: membrane; voltage-gated potassium channel complex. NCBI's taxonomy places the organism in Eukaryota, Metazoa, Chordata, Mammalia, Rodentia, Heteromyidae. The transcript has 3 exons. Gene Ontology annotation, biological process: potassium ion transmembrane transport; protein homooligomerization. The record is from RefSeq and is a predicted model, not a curated record.